UGGGGAGGGGGGAUUUGAUUGGUUAAGAGAGAGAAUGACGCACCACAAAUGAGCGCGCACCCCUCCCUCUGCUUCCUUCACUUCCUGCAGUGGCACAGCGGUGUUGGCUUGUAAACAUGGCUACUGCUGGAGCAGCUGGAGACGACCUGAGAAAAGAACUCACAUGUGCUAUUUGUUUGGACUUCUUCAAAGACCCUGUCAUUCUGAAAUGCGGGCAUAAUUUUUGCCGGUUUUGUAUCUGCAUGCACUGGGAUGAAAAUGGCGGAGACUAUGGGUAUCAGUGCCCUCAGUGUCGAACGGUGUUCAACAAGAGGACUUUCACUAAAAACUACCUGGUACAGAACCUGGUGUCCAAACUGGAUGAUUUGGAGUGUCUGGGGUCUCGUCCCACUCCAUCUAAGCCAGUUAAAGUAGACGAAAAGUGUGAACAACAUGGCGAAGAGCUGAAAUUGUACUGCCAGACUGAUAAGAGGCCCAUCUGUGUUGUUUGCAGGGAAUCUAGAGCACAUAGACACCAUGAGGUAGCACCAGUGCCAGAAGUAGUGAAUGACAUGAAGAUGGAGUUGAAACUGAGGCUAAUGGAGCUGAACUGGCAAAAGUCUCAAUGUAUGAAAGUUAUUACAUCUGAUGAACGGACCAGGAGCGAAGUGAGGUUGAAGAAAAAGAGGCUGAAGGAGAAGAUUGAGGCAGAUGUGGGCGCCUUGGUCCAGUUCUUGCUGGAUGAGAGAGACUCCCUGCUGGAAAGCCUUGAUGCCGAGGAAGUGGCCACCAUGGCAGUCAUAGAUGAGAACCUGAAGAUUGUGGAGACAGAGACUUCAGCUGUGGACAAAGCGAUUGCCAACAUCCACAGUCACAUCAGUGGAAAAACUAGUUUUGAGAGCCUGGCUGAGACGUUUGACGAACUCCUCCAUUGCAAGCCUUUCGCAUCUCUUGAACCAGUUAGCAUUCAGACUGAAUUUACCGACUUCUCAGGGCCCUUUCAGCUCAUCAUGUGGAAGAAAAUGAUGCACGUGCUGCACACAAUGCCACAGAACCUCACUUUGGACCCGGACACUGCUCACCCAAACCUGCUCAUCUCAGACUUUGACACAAAGGUCGAGGAAGGACGGGUCCGUAACCAGGAGCCAGACUUGCCAGCUCGCUUCAAUCGCUUCUGCGGUGUUCUAGCCACAGCCCAGUACGCCAGCGGGCAGCACUACUGGGAGGUGGACGUUAGGGACAAAGGUGUGUGGUACCUGGGAGUCACCACUGAGUGCAGCAACAGAAAAGGCUUUGUUAGCCUCACUCCAUCUGCAGGAUACUGGAGCCUGUGUCUGCAGGACCGGCUCUACGCCAACGGAGAGGACGGACGUAUCCCAGUCGCCGACUACUGGAACUCUCCUCGGGUGGGCGUGUACCUGGACUACGACAACGGGCGUCUUAGUUUCUAUGAUGCUGUCACAAUGAAGAGACUGUACAUGUUUGACACAUGCUUUGAGGAGCCUGUCUAUCCUUUCUUCAGCCCAGGGAAGAAUGAUCCAGGCAGCAGGGUGCAGAUAUGUCAUUAUUACUGAGAGCUGUUUAGUAUGGAGAUGUUCAGAUUAAUCUCAUAGGUUGAGUAGGUGUUGGCACCCUGAGCCAAAUUAAAGUAUGUACGCAUUUCAGCUGUUACCUGUUGGUCUUGGUGGAUGACAAAAUGGUCGUGUGGAAGAACUUGUUACUUAUAAUUUGGUAUCUUUUGACCUAGACACACACUGUAGGCUUACACCCCUGGCUGCAGUGGCUGUGGGGGUUUGAGAGGUGCUUUGCUGUUUGCAUCACUGUGUCUGCAGGGUUUCUCGUGCUCUCAUCAGAGCAAACACAGCUCUUGUUCUGUUACUAACAGUUGUGUCAUUCUUCUGUACAUUAACUUGUAGUCUUCAGGGGAACGCUGCUGUUACCGUGUUAUCACACUGAUAGUCUCAGACUGUUCUGUUCCCCUCAUUAAUUCUGCAGAGCAGUGAGUGAGCAUGGAUGCUUAACACAGUGAAAAUCUGCCUUGUCCUGGGAUUUCAGCUCUCAGACAAUAGUUUGACUUCCAGGACAAAGAGCAUGAAGAGUCAUUUUUUUGGACACAAAUGUUGGUAGAGAAUUUGAAUGUUUUAAAAUCUUACUUGUCCUUUUUGUUUACUCUUUACAUUACUGUUAAAAUGGAUUUGAUAAUUCCUCUGUAUUGCUUUGAUUUACACUCAGAUCUUUUUAUGAGCAGUGAUGGGUCUGUUGUUAAACAUGUUUUACCUUCAGGAAUUUACAGCUCAAACUUUCAGGUUUCAUGGCCAGGAUCAUGUUGGGACUACAUUGUUAACUGUACUAUUUUUAUUAACUUUGCUUUAGAUUAUUACUUACUGUUGGUCCUGUUGCUGCAGCUUGUCCUAUAUAUAUGAAUUUAAUUAUCCAACAUUGUCCAGUGUAAUUUUUAAUUUACUUGUAAUGUGGUUUAAUUAGAUGUAAGAUGCACAUUUUUUCAUGGGCUUUGAUUUCAACUUUUAUUUUUUGCUAGUGCAGUUGUGGAUAAACAGCUGGGAUGUUUUAAAUCUUCAGUGACUUUACAGGUGAAUUUUUUUUUUUUUUUUAACUUCAGUUUUUAAGGAGCAUAAAAAAGAUUUAACUCUUAAAAUUUGAGAUUGGUCAUAUACUGCCAACCUUAAAUAGCUCCUUUUUCAUCUUAAUUUGACAUCCAAGGUGUGAUGGGGGAGAAAAACCUGCUUUUACAUGUUAGGUCCAAAAUGUGAUACCUCACUUUACUGCUUUUCAUAUUUUCUUUGCUUGAUUUUAUUCAUGUACUCAGCUUUAAUUGUUUUUCAGCUGUGUCUUGAUGUAACAAAAAUAUGACUGGUAGAGCCAGUUUGUGACCCUUUCACCUGCUCAGUGUUUCUGACUUCAGAGGAGAUUAAAAAGAGGGAAAAGAG
Molecule: messenger RNA, 2927 nt
Organism: Cheilinus undulatus (humphead wrasse)
Lineage: Eukaryota; Metazoa; Chordata; Actinopteri; Labriformes; Labridae
Gene: trim47
Product: tripartite motif containing 47
Exons: 8
Coding region: 117-1553 (478 amino acids)
Molecular function (GO): zinc ion binding; protein binding
Source: RefSeq, a predicted model, not a curated record